CUUAGCAGACGCGGAACACGGAACUGACUGAUUGACUUUACCGUUACCGUAUCGAGUCAGAAUUGCAAUUAGGCCUAAUUAAUUAUUUGCAACGUCGAUUUCCCUUCAAAAACCUAGGAGUUGAUUAUGAUAGUUGCUAUGGUGUUUUCCCAUUGAUACACAUAACUAAAUCUAUAAUCUGUGUGCGUUGGUAAUUGAAAUUUUUUAUGAGACUGAAUUUAGUGCAUUCGUUUUGCAGAUACAUUUCAAGAAUGGGAGACUCACUGAAGCCUCAAGUGGUUUUUGUUUUGGGCGGCCCAGGUGCAGGUAAAGGUACACAAUGUUCCAAUAUUGUCAAGGAGUAUGGAUUUGUACAUCUUUCAGCAGGCGAUUUGCUACGUGAGGAAAGAAGUAAGCCUGGUACAAAGUAUGGUGAGUUGAUUGAGGAGCACAUCAGGAAUGGGUCAAUAGUUCCUGUCGAAAUUACUUGUAAAUUAAUUGAAAUAGCGAUGCAAAAUUCGGGCAAACAAAAAUUCUUGAUAGAUGGAUUUCCAAGAAAUAAGAAUAACAUGGAGGGUUGGAACAAGGAAAUGGCAGAAAAGGUUGAACUCCUCUUUGUACUAUUUUUCGAUUGUUCGCAAGACACUUGUAUCAAAAGGUGCUUGAAGCGAGGAGCCGAAGGAAGUGGAAGGUCUGAUGAUAAUGAAGAAAGCCUCAAAAAGCGAAUACAAACAUUUGUGAAUGAUUCAAUGCCUAUUAUUGAAUACUACAAGGAACAAAACCUUGUCCGGCGUGUUGAUGCUGGCAGAAGUGCUGAGGAAGUGUUUGAUGAAGUUAAGGCUAUAUUUAAAGAUGUUGCUUAGACAGAUCAAGCUAGGAAAACACUGGAUUUUGCAUUUAAUGCACCAUUUAUAUUGAAGUUAACUUAGAUAAGAAUUAACGACACAUUUAAUAAUUUCUUAGCUAGCCUAGGCCAGUAGAAUUUCAUACCAGAAUCAAGGACUUAGGCUUCACUCUUAACAAGGCUUGUCACGCUUCAAGAAAACACUAUAAUCAAUAGUUGUGAUUAAAUAUAUUAGGUAAGCUUGCUUUUCUAUAGGUAGGUACCAGGAACGCUAAGUAGCUUAACUUAUUUCAUGAUUUGAAUUUCUAUGUGGUACCGUACUGGUUUGAAUUUAGGCUAGUAGCCUAGAUUAUACUCUAGAUGGGGAUCAUUGGUAAAAUAACCAUCCAUGAUAUUAUAGCCUACUUACUUAUUUAUAGCCUUUGUUUGUAAACUUACACCGUUCCCAAGUUCUAAGUUGAUCCAUGUUUUACAUAUUUAUCUUACUGAAUGCUCACCUAUUACCGUAUAAACCUGUUUAUAAUAGGUGUAAAAUAGAAAUUCAUUCCUGUCCGUUAAGUUAAACAAAAACUAGGCUAUCAUAUAAAUAUCGCUAAGUAGGUAGGUUUAGUUAUCUUUUUCGGAUUUCUUCAUGUAGGCCUAAAUUAAGAAUAGGCUAAACUUAGUUUUUUUUUUUUUACUUAGGCCUACUUAAGAGACAUGUAUGCCAAAGUUAGAUUUUAUUCAUCCAAAUUAAAUUUCAGGAAGGUUUUAAAAAACAAAUCUUGCUUAUUUUCUACUUCCUAAAUAACACUGCUCAUUAUUUUAUUGUUUUAAAGGUGAUAAGUUAGUCCAAACUGACAUUGCUACUUUGAACAGUUCAGCUUUGUUUGAAUUCAUCAUUCGGGGUCAUUUUACUCUUUAGGCUAUUCAUAAACAUUUAAUGCACAGCAAGCUACAUAUUUUCUGCAGCUAAAUCAAACUAAAGCCUAUACUAUAGGACUACAGCUAAUAAAAAAGCAAAACCGUUAGUAUUGGUAAUCAAUAGAAAAGACCUUAUAACCCAGGUAUUACAGCAAGUAACUUACAAAGGAUGGUAAGAGGCAUUUUAAUAAAACAUUUUAAAUUUAUAUUUUAUAAACAUUCAAACAUAAAUAUUUAUUAAGAUCAAAUAGGCCUAAGUUGAAAUACUCAUUUUUUAGUUCAAAACGUACCAUAUAACACAUACUCACUUCUUUGUGUCAGAGGUUAAUUGUAAGAAAGGACCAUGAGGUCCUAAGUUUGCCUCAAUAAAGAAGCAUUUUCAUUUCAUUUUUAUGUAAAACACUGUUUGCGAUUCAAGAUAAUCCAUAGAAAACAUCCUAGCCUAGUGAAAGCAAUUUUUUCUAUCUACGUCUCUGUGGAUUUUUUAUAAUUUGAUUUUAACACUUGAGCGGGCGCUUGCGGAGUUUUCCUCUGCACUAGUAGUUUUUGUUAAUACAUAAAUAUUCAUAAUGGGUGUCGGCAGUCGUGUCCGGCUCUACACUUAACGCACCUUAUCCCGGGAAUGCCCCUAAGCAAUUUUUACCCCCGAAUUCCUCCUCAUUUUGUUGUCAGUUGCAAUUCAGUGAAGCGGUGUCAGUUUGCAGAGGUUUACUCCGCGUGCGGGAAGUCCUUAGCGCAGAGUUUGUUCCCUCAUGCGCUCUUGUCAAACUGUGUGUAUAUUUUAUACAUACGAAAUUAUAAACAUGUUUAAAUGUAUUAUUUCAUUUAUUAUUAUCAAAUAUAUUUUGUUUGCAUGUAUUUAUUAUUACGGAACAAAACUCAGCACGCGCCCUCUCUCGUAACACCGACAGUGAUACCAUUAUACUAGAAAAUUGCUCAAUAACUUAUGUUUAUUUGAAAUAAUUACUCAUAUUAAGUUAAACAAAUAAUUUUAUUAACAAAGAAAUUAGGUUUUUGGUUAGGUUAUUCAACAUUUAAGUUACCGUAGGCCUAAUAUAAUAUUUUGUUACAACAACAAGUAAAAUGGGUAAAAUUUGUGCUAUUUAGUGUUGCGGAAUAAAACUCCGCAUGCGCCCGCUCCUGUUUUACUGGUGACGUGCCUCCUCGAGGGUUAAGGUAACAGUAGGUUAGGCCUAAAGUACGGUAACAAAGAAAUUAUAGGCUAAUAUUCAAAUGUAUUUAAGUUAAUCUGUGUUGUGAACCUAGUUUUUUAUGACAAAGAACAAGAAGUUUUGACGACUAAUUUACUGUAUAUUUUUUUUAUUGAAAUCUUAAUUUUAAAGUAAGCUUAAUUUUCAAACUCAAACAUAAAUCCUUGUUUACUGUUAGCUAGUAUUUUCAAACUCAAAAGUCUUAGUAAAUGAUUUUAUCGUUUUUUUUAUGAAUAAAAAACCCAAGCAAAAAAAUAAAAUGCAGGUAAUCAGGAACUUUAACUUUUAGACUUCAACGUGAUUUGAAAUGCUACUGUCGAGUCAAACUGCUAACAAGUCUAGCAAAAUUUACACACUAAACCAUUGUAGGCUAUCUAAAUUUGGAUCUUUUUCAUAAAUACCUAUGUUUAUAUUUACUUACUUUGUCCAGAAUUUUCGGCCCCUUCUUGGAGGUGGAUGCAUCUUCGGUAAUCUUUUCAACCUGGUCCUCAACAUUUCUGUAAAUGCGGUCCCAAUUGAUUUUUACGUAGCCCUUGUGGUUGGCCACUUGCAGAAGAAUAAUACUUCCUCCGACAGCCACGGCUGCCAUUUUCCCCACUUUCAUCAUCAAGUAUCCGGUCAGCCUAAAAAGAUAACCUAGGAUUGGGGCUGUGUGACAAACUCUAAACCCAAGGUAUGACUCACAGUUAAAUCUUACAAAAUUCAUUCCCUUUUAGUCUUCCAUCAAUGACUAACAUUCCUAACCUUUGGUGUGCUAUAAUUUUGUUUGAACGCCAAUGGCAUUUUUAAGGAGAUGAAAAUUUUGUUUAAAUGCCUACUGACAAACUGUUGUGUAAAUUACAUCAAUCUUUUAGUUUAUUCGAGUUUUUAAAAUGUUAUGUUAACUUACCUGUACCCAUAGAUUAAACAUUUCCUUAGUUAGUAAGUAACCUUGCGUUAAGGUUAGUCCAUGCUGUAAUACAAGUAAAGUAAAAUUUCCCAUGCAUCAAAUCAACCUGAUGUAACCUAUAGUUUAAGCUGGUAUUUGUAAAAUGUGUUAUUAAUGAUAUUUAAAGACACAGGCUAUUUUGGUUAAUGUAAUAAUCUAUUAUUGACUAAAAAGGUUUAUGUAGAUAGCCUACUACAUAAGCCUACAUUUUAAAAUUAUAAAAAUUAAGUGAUGAAUGUCUGUCGCUUUAAAUUAAAAGUUGGGAUUGGGAUACUAAAUACUGUACAGUAUUUAUUAUAUUAUUAUACAAAAACCUUUUGACUAGAAAAACUAAUUAAGAUCCAAUUUUGAAAACUGUUCCCUUGUAAAAUCAUGCCAAUGACAUAGAUAAAACAGAUUAGAUUACAGUAAUAUGGUCAUCGAUAUACAAACUAGUAGGACAGGUGACUUGAAUGGAUGGAUUGUAAAAAGAAUUAUGAUUGUAAAAGUUUAUUGAUGCUUAACUAAGUGGUUUGUUAAUUAUGUGUUAAUGAAUUCUUUAAAUUAAAAAAGUGUAAAAAGAAUUAUGAUUGUAAAAGUUUAUUGAUGCUUAACUAAGUGGUUUGUUAAUUAUGUGUUAAUGAAUUCUUUAAAUUAAAAAAGUGUAAAAAGAAUUAUGAUUGUAAAAGUUUAUGGAUGCUUAACUAAGUGGUCUGUUAAUUAUGUGUUAAUGAAUUCUUUAAAUUAAAAAAAAGUAGUUGUUUUGCACGAUAUGAACUGUACAGAUAAAUGUGCUACUAAGGGGAGUUACAGUGAUAGAAGAAGUUAACUUUCACUUACUCUUACAUAUUAUACAAACAGUUCACUGUAGAUUAUGCUAAUAGCUUCUGAGUAUGUAAGUCUUUUGGCAUGACUGCAAUUCCUAAUGUAAAGUCAUGCCGGGGUUUUUUCAUUGAUUAAUUGAAAGAACAAAAGAAGUAUCCACAUUGCAAAAAUAUAUUAUAUUCUCUGGAUAGAAUAGUUUCAAUUAGAGGUUUCUUGUUCUUUUGUGCAAGAUUGACUUACUGUAACGUUUAUAACAAUUUUUUCUUGUUAAGUAUUUAAAUAAUUUAUCUGUUUGUUUAUUGAAGAUAUUGUUAAUUUACUCUUUAAAAUCAUUUAAGUGAACGUCUAAAAAAGUAUUUUGAGGGUUUAAAGAAAUGUCUUUAUUAUACAAUUGUGAAUAUUAUUAUCUUUUAUUUUUUAAUUUAUACUUCUUGCAUUUAGUAGACUAGAUAACACUUGCAUUGAUAGUUGAUAUACGUAUAUAAUACAUAUUUAAAUACUCAUAAUGCUGUUAACUGUUAUCAUGUUAAAUAGUAUCAUGUGUUAUCAUUGUCCAGGGUUAUUUAUAUGUAUGUAGAUGCAAUUUGGUAGUUUAUGGUAUGCCCUUUAGAUCAAAACAUUGUAUAUUAGACUGUUUUAAUUCAAUAUAUCUAUGUGAAAUAAAUUUGUGAUCAGAAGAA
Messenger RNA from Macrosteles quadrilineatus (aster leafhopper), 5349 nucleotides. RefSeq names its product UMP-CMP kinase-like. Gene Ontology annotation, molecular function: UMP kinase activity; ATP binding. NCBI's taxonomy places the organism in Eukaryota, Metazoa, Arthropoda, Insecta, Hemiptera, Cicadellidae. The coding region runs from base 207 to 842 and encodes 211 amino acids. The transcript has a single exon. The record is from RefSeq and is a predicted model, not a curated record. Gene Ontology annotation, cellular component: nucleus; cytoplasm. Gene Ontology annotation, biological process: 'de novo' pyrimidine nucleobase biosynthetic process; UDP biosynthetic process; CDP biosynthetic process.